Messenger RNA from Daphnia carinata, 1492 nucleotides. Its product is annotated as glucose-6-phosphatase catalytic subunit 1-like. Gene Ontology annotation, biological process: gluconeogenesis; glucose 6-phosphate metabolic process. Gene Ontology annotation, molecular function: glucose-6-phosphatase activity. Bases 87 to 1166 code for a protein of 359 amino acids. Gene Ontology annotation, cellular component: membrane. The record is from RefSeq and is a predicted model, not a curated record. Lineage: Eukaryota; Metazoa; Arthropoda; Branchiopoda; Diplostraca; Daphniidae. The transcript is spliced from 6 exons.
AUCGUGGUAGACUUCAAUCUGAAUUCGAAACUCGACCAGUCAACAUCUUCGCCACACAGCGCUAUCUACCAAGCAAUAUUUCAGACAUGGCUUCUGAACUCCAAUCCAUCUACAGCUACGGAGUCGAUCUGAUCAGCAUUCUCCAAUCCUCAUUCCCUGAUGGAGAAAGCUUCUUCAUGGACAUUUCCAAAAUCUUUGAUCCGAAAUAUGUUUUCACUGUUUACUUCCCCAUCACCUUCGCACUUCAAUGGGCCAUUGGCGUUAAACUGUUAGGCACAAUCAUCGUCGUUGAAUGGCUCAAUCAAGUCUUGAAAUGGCUGAUGCACGGUGAUCGUCCUUAUUGGUGGGUUCACGAGGUAGAAGCCGCUUACAACUCAACGUCGCUUUUACCCGAGAUCUUCCAGUACCGUUCCACCUGUGAAACGGGCCCAGGCAUGCCAUCCGGCCACUCGAUGGCCAUGUCCGCAGCCUGGUACGUCGUUGUCCAGUCAUUCAUCGAUCGAGUCGUCAAGCCUUCAAAGAUGAGUGCUUCAUUGAAACAGCAAUCCAUUCAACUCUUGUGGGCCGCUUUCGUCGUCAUUCAAACCCUCGUUGUUAUGUCGAGGAUGUACAUCGCUGCCCACUUUCCUCAUCAAUGCGCUCUCGGACUCUUCUUGGGUGUUUCCGUCGCUCACCAAGUCUACGGCUCAUCCAAAUGGUUGAAUCUCCAGCGCCGCCAAUGGAUGCUCGUCGCCUUCGUCAUUAUGGCCAGCGCUAUCGGCACUUAUUGGUUCCUGUUGUUGACCGGAAGAAACCCGGCCUGGUCCAUCAGCCAAGCUUACAAAUGGUGCGCCAAACGCGAAUACAUCCACGUUGACACCACCCCAUUCUACAGUUUGACACGUUACAGCGGUGCAGCUUUCGGCCUGGGUCUCGGCUUAACUUCAACAUUCUUUAGCCAGACGGAACGUACGAGCUUCACUCGAGUCCAGAUGAUGGCCACCUUAGUUUUGGGUCUUCUUCUUGGAUUUGGAGCCGAGCUUGCUCACGUUGCCAUUCCCAAGACAAACGAGUCGGUGUUUUACGCGCUAGAAUUCCUGCUGAACGUUGCCUUUCCCUACAUCGCCAUCGCAUUGGUACCUUACGCCGUGAUGAAGUCUUUAACAGAAAAAGUUAAGUCCUUAUAGGGUCAUGCUGCCUGAAAGCACCACACCGACAUAGCAUGAUUAAAACACCACUGACAGUAUUCUUUCGAUUGAAUUUAUUUGUUGAGUUCCCUGAAUGUAGCUAUAAAUCGCUAGACUUUCCCCCAUAUACCCCAUUUAAACAUUGCUUUUUAAAAUUGGAAAUGUUUUCGUAAACUGUAAAUAUUUUGUACAUGAACAACCCUUUUCUAUCGUUGAUUUUAUUUCAGACAUUUAUUAGGACAAUGUGACUGUGUCUCAGUUCUCCUAACUAUUUGUUUUCACGUGCAAGAGUGUGCCUUAUUGGCGAAUAAAAAGAAUUUGAUUCG